AUGGGUAAGCUAGAUGAUCUUCUAUUAGAAAUCAUCUCAGAUAUAUUAUCUCGUUUACUAGCUGAGUCGGUUUUAGAGUGCAAACUGGUAUCCAAAUCAUGGAAAGAUCUUGUUUCUCAUCGAUCCUUUUCUCAGCUUCACUUAAAUCGUCUUAAUAUUGAUGAUUCCGGUAAGUUGGGGUUUAUUUUCACGACUAAUACAAUGCAUUAUACCAUGUACGAUGAGAUUUCUGGCACCUGCAUUAGAACAGCAAGGGACAAUUUUAGAACUCCUGCGAUAAUUUCAGGUUAUUAUGCUGUCGCUUUUUGCAAUGGCUUAGUUUGUUUCGAUGCAGCAUAUGGUGAUGACUGGAAGUACUUUCAACCUUCUUUUAUCUUAAAUCCCAUUACUAGAGAAUAUGUUAUGCUUCCUAGAAUCGAGAUAAAAGUACAAGUGAUGUGUGGAUUUGGCUGCAUUCCUUCAACUAAUGUGUACAAGGUUAUCAGGAUGUAUGAGUUAGCUGACAAACAUGUGCAGGUUGAGGUUUACACUUUUGGAAGUGGCAACGGAUGGAGAGAUGUUGGACAAAUAGACUAUCCUUUUGGACGUAAUCGAUUACCCGGCGUGUUUGUUGAUGGAGCUGUUUAUUGGUUCCUCCCAGGGCAAUCAUCCAUUGCUGCCUUCAAUCUGGCCGAUGAAAGGUUCAGCCAAGUUCCUUCACCACCUUUUUUGUUCUACUACUACAGUUUACAUUUAGGGGUUUUGGGUGAUUUUUUAUGUGCUACUUAUCCUAUCUACGGUUUGUCUUCUUGCUCAUUUGACGUAUGGGUGCUAAAGAAGAAUAAUGAGAAUCAUGGAAUGAGUUGGAUUAAACAGUUUAAUCUUGUUGGAUACGAACCAUUCACAUUUACGAAGAGUGGUGGGGUUAUAUGCUGUGGUGCCGGUAGAACAAAUUUAUAUCGUUAG
Papaver somniferum (opium poppy) is the source of this 945-nucleotide messenger RNA. Its product is annotated as F-box protein At3g07870-like. The coding region runs from base 1 to 945 and encodes 314 amino acids. Gene Ontology annotation, molecular function: protein binding. The record is from RefSeq and is a predicted model, not a curated record. The transcript has a single exon. Lineage: Eukaryota; Viridiplantae; Streptophyta; Magnoliopsida; Ranunculales; Papaveraceae.